Molecule: messenger RNA, 1221 nt
Organism: Schistosoma turkestanicum
Lineage: Eukaryota; Metazoa; Platyhelminthes; Trematoda; Strigeidida; Schistosomatidae
Source: the annotation of a GenBank genome assembly
AGGACACGUAUACUACUAUGUUGGGCUAGUCUACUAACACACCUACUUGAGGCACUCCAAGUACGGAAUGAAGGCCACUCAAGGUCUCUGAAACGAAAAGGCGGGGGUUUCGAUUGCGAGUUGACCUUCAUCGCGUGACCUUUUCUCGCCCAUCGCCAUCCAACCCUCUUCACAUUAGCAACAUAAUUUCUCACUCCUGGGCUCAAAACCUCAUACUUUGGUUCCUUGUUGAAUACCUAAUAACAUAAGCUGAUUCUGCUUACAGUGAAAUGCUCUCUAAAACGCUUUUGAAGAGCUUCCGUAAAACACUUCUGUUUCUCAGGAGGAAUGCAACUACAAGUGAAUCUGAGAAACUCAAGGAAAGCACAUGUUCACAUUCCAGUUAUAUCGGAAAUCCCUUAAAUUGUCCUGAUUAUUUUGGUCUUAAAAGCUUAGUUAGCAUAACGGAUUUGUUCCAAGCUCGUGUUCAUUUGGGUCACCGAUCGGUGUUGCGCAAUGAAUACAUGAAGCCAUAUAUAUACGGUUGUAGACAGGGAAUAGAUAUAAUCGAUAUAGAGCAAACAUGUUCCUUGUUGUUUGAUGCACUAAAUUUUGCUGCUCACAUUUCUUACCGUCAAGGAAUAAUCCUUUUCAUGUACCAAAAUAAACAAAUGUUGCCUUUAGUUGAAAGAACUGCUGAAACUGUCGGUGAGUACUCUUAUUGCCGCAAAUGGGAAGGUGGAGUAUUUACAAAUGCAUCGGAUGUUUUUUACGAUUCUGUGAGACUACCUGACCUAGUUCUUUUUCUCAGUACCUGUAAUUCAAUCUCCAGACCACACUCUGCUGUACGAGAUGCGGCAAAGAUGCUCAUCCCCACUAUUGGUGUAGUUGAUACAAAUUCAGACCCCAGAUUAAUUAGCUAUCCUGUUCCUGGUAACGAUGAUAGCCCUACAUCUGUACGUCUGUUUUGUGCAUUAUUUGCUGAAGCUAUUACAAGAGGCAAGAAAACCGCCUCCCGAGAUCAAAUGUUGAAGCAGCAGCUAAGUCAUCAGUCCGAGUCAUCUGAAAGCGUGGGAACAACAUCGGCAAUCACCUAGUAAUAAUUUACCAACUGCUCUGUGAACUUAUAUAUACAUAUACAUCCGAUUUUAUUUCUGUUCUUUCAAUUUACUGCAGAAUCAACCGUUAAUUGUAGGUAGUUUCGUCGAAAUCAAAGCUAAUCUUUUAUCAAAUAGAAAGGAG